Molecule: messenger RNA, 1105 nt
Organism: Spea bombifrons (plains spadefoot toad)
Lineage: Eukaryota; Metazoa; Chordata; Amphibia; Anura; Pelobatidae
Gene: TIFA
Product: TRAF interacting protein with forkhead associated domain
Exons: 2
Coding region: 142-690 (182 amino acids)
Biological process (GO): canonical NF-kappaB signal transduction
Molecular function (GO): protein binding
Source: RefSeq, a predicted model, not a curated record
GAGCAGGAUGUGCGAUCACAUGAGAGGUGGCCCUCCCAGGCUCCCGUAUAUCUUCUUCACUGCACGGAUCGGGCACCUGAUAAGGAGAUCUGUUACAGACUGGAAGCGGAUCUGUGCGAGCGACUCAGCUGGAGCGAAGGAAUGGCGCAGGCACCAGUGACCAAUGAUGCCGAAACUGAACAAACCCUGACCUGCUUACAUCUAAGAAUGUACCAUCCGCAGCAACACAGCAAACAGAUAUUUAAGUCCAUUAAGGUAGGCCACAGACAAGAAAUAAAGGCAGAAGAAGUAGUGACCUUCGGACGAGACUUCAAAAUUUGUAACUACCCGUUGCUUAGCAGUACGGCUUCCAGGAUUCAGUUUUCUUUGGAGUUCUUCAAGCCGUUUCAAAGCGGCACGACAGCUUUUGCGAUCAAAAACCUGAGCAAGAAAUACAAGCUGUCCGUUGACCAUUUGGAGCUGGACUACUUGAACAAGAAGGACCUUCCAGACACGUGUCUGAUUCGUUUUGGGGAGUUUCAGAUCCUGGCAGAGAAGGAAGACGGGGAGUCUGAGAAUAUGUUCGAGAUCUGCUGCGAAGUGUCACGCACUCCACUCUUCCAGGAACACGUAAGGGUUCCCAUACCUGAAAACGGUGCUUUGAAUGGCGCGGCUCCAAUCGCGGAAGAAGUUGAUGAAAAUGAAUUGUAAGAAAAGGGUCUGACCCUAAAAGUAAACCUGGAACUUGCCGUAUUAACGGGCAGCCUCCUGCACGCCAGGGAGUUGACCAAAAUAAUAUGUAAAGCAACCGGAGUAUUUCAUGAUCCCAUCACAAGGUUUUAGAAACCAUGUGACAAAAGCAAAAAUUGAGAAUCUUUCUUAUUUUUCCGUGCACAAGUAUGUUAAGUGUUGGAUACCCCUGACUUAAUCCUACGAACGUUUUGUAAAUUGUAGUUUUACAUUUGCCAUAUUUACCUCUUACCGAUUUUGGUAGUUAACCGUGGCAUGUAAUUUGCUGUUGAACUACAUUGCCUAUGAUCCUCAAUCGCUCCUGGGAUAGGAGACUAUAUUGUAUGUGGGAAUGCAAUUACUAUAUUAAUAUUGUAAAUGUUUAUAUCAUUUGUAU